GUUGGUCUGAGCCCCCACCAGUGGCUGGGGUCUUUUUUUGGGCGUGCGUGGCUCAGAAAAAUCAUGCACCGUGGGGAUAAAGACUUGCAGACAUCAGCGCGCAAGAUGGGUACGUCGUUGCUCUUCCAGCUGUCGGCCUAUGAACGCGAGCUGGACUUGGUGUUCCUGGACCACAGCUAUGCCAAACCGUGGAACGCUCACCCAGACGCCAGCAGCGCUCGGCCCACCAGAACGCUGUUUGUAACCCCACGUCGUCAAGCUGAGCCUUCUCCAGACUCAGAAUCAUUACUAGACGUGGAAACGGUCACACCGACACCCGUUCCUCUGUAUGACAACCAGAAGGCUCUAAGCGUGAUGAAGGAGUGCGAGAGGCAUGUCCUGUUUGCUCGAACGGCUGCCGACGGCCCCCCACCCCCAGAUGAUUGGGAAGAACAUAUUAACAAGGCGGGGUGGUCAGUGACCCAGAACAAAUUGUUCAACAAAGUCCUUAAAGCUCUUCAGGCGGAAAGACUGGCACGUUUGGCCAAUGAAAAUGCUUCCAACGAGCCAAUCCUGCGAAGGGUCGCUGUAGACAAGUGUGCUAGGAAAGUUAGACACGCGCUCUCCAGCGUAAGCUGGGAAACCAAGCUGACGCAGUGGCUGCACACCACAAUGAUCGAUUCUUUGAGCCUUCCUAUGCUUGCUGCCUACCUAGAUGUGCUACAGACUUUAAAAAGCAAGCUGCCGACGCUGAUUGACAGAAUGUUACUCCCGUCUGCAAAGACUGGAUCUCCCAGUGCAGAGGCGUUGUCCCUGCUUUUGAAGCGUCCCUGGGAUCCUGCUGUCGGAGUUUUGUCACAGAACAAACCGUGCAAGCUUCCCGGGUCUCCUCUGAUUCUCAUCGCUCCUUCAAGCCCAACAAAUCCUGCCCUCUCCACGUCACGGCGAAUGAGAUUUUGGCAGUCGCAGCUGUCCUGCUUGGGGAAGGUCAUCCCGGUGCACACUCAUGUGAACAGUGGGGCCAAUAUUGGAAUCACACAGUGUUUGGAGCACAUGCUGGGCACCGUCAGGGCCAAAGUCAUGGAGGUUCACAGUCACUUCCCCCACAAACCCAUCAUCCUGGUCGGCUGGAACCUGGGUGCGCUCAUCGCUUGUCAUGUGUCCCUCAUGGAAUAUCUGACGGCUGUGGUGUGUCUUGGCUUUCCGCUCCUCACAGUCAAUGGGCCCAGAGGGGAUGUGGAUGACCCGCUGCUGGACAUGAAGACCCCCGUGCUGUUUGUGGUUGGGCAGAACGCUCUCCAGUGCACCACGGAUGGCAUGGAGGAGUUCAGGGAGAAGCUGAGGGCAGACAACAGCCUGGUGGUAGUCGGAGGAGCAGACGACAACCUCAGAAUCAAUUCGGCAAAGAUGAAGUCAGAAGGAUUGACGCAAACGAUGGUGGACCGCUGCAUUCAGGACGAGAUAGCGGACUUUUUGUCAGGGGUCCUGACUCGGGCAGAGGGCCACAGCCACGGCUCCGGGGAGAUGAGAGACCUGGACACAGAAAAGAAGAAAAGGCCUCGACGGGAGCUUCCCUUUGACGUGGAGAGAGGCCGACCUUCAUCUCCUGCACUCAGAGUUUCCAUUUCACCAUCGGGUUCAGAGGAUUUGUCCAGUGUCUGUAGCAGCCCCACUUCCAGUCCCAAACCUAAAACGUCCGGUCUGUCUCCGGCACAAAAGUCCAGUCUGAUCACGGCUACGCAGCUCCUCAAGACCCACAUGCAGCGAUCUGGCACCGUGCUCACUCACAAGCAGGCUCAAGCUCAGUUUGCUGCUUUUAUGAAACAAAACAUGCUUGUGAGGAAAAACCUUCCUCCUGGCACUCCUUGUAUUUUUGUUCCAGUGACCAGUGAUCAGAUAGAGGGGCUGGACAGAGACGAGCUACGUCCUCACGGCAAGAGGAGGCAGACACCCAGUCCCACGCCCAGCAAGGCCUCCAAGAGAGCAAAGAUUAAAGUUACUAUUGUUUCCCAAAACGAGUCAGCAGGAGGCGCCAUGAACCCCGCUGAAGCGGGUGUCUCUGGCAAGCCUCUAACUGUGGCAGUGGGACAGACCGUGCCUGGUGCCAAGGAGCUUUCUGGACUUCUCACAGGCCAGCGGUCUGGUAGUCUCUCAGAGGGGUCUGGUGCCCUGUCCCCAGGCUCCAGCUCAUUCAGCAGCGUGCAGCCUUGCAUGGUGUCAGUGUCCUCCACACCAGCCCAGGUGCAAGCUCCAGCUACUGCCCAAGCACCUUCCGCCAGCAGUCUUCUGCAAGGCCUAAGUUUCAGUCUGCAGGAGAUCGUUACCAAAGCUCCUAACCUCCCCUCUACAGCGUCGAGCACAGGCAGCACUCAGGCAGUUUGUGGAAAUUCCCAGGAUCCGGUGCUGAGCUCCGUCGGUACCAGCGGCAGCACUCUGCUCCGGGCAGUGCCUGUGGUCACAGCAGGAGGGGUCGCCAAAACCACCGCCAUCCAUCAGCUGCUCACCAACGGCGGGCUGGCCAAGCUGGCGAGCAGCUUGUCCGGCUUGGCACACAUCACCAAUCAGACCGCUGGUAUGUGUCGGACUGCCAAAACACGACGGCCACGUUGAACGCCCAGGUUCAUUCACUCGUUGUUUUGGAAACAGUAGUUCAGGACAUCUUUAGACCAGAGAGGAUUACCGCAUCGCAGAGACGCAGGGGACAGCUCUGUGGAGGAGAGCGAAGAUGGCUCACUCUGCAGGAGCCAACUGGUGUAAAGUUUGCAGAGUCAGACGUGCAGCUGCAAGAAAUCUGAUGGAAGAUCAGCAGCACAUGUUUGGACUCAUGUUCAUGUAAAGACAAAUGCAAAAUUGCUUAAAUAUUUGAUUCUGGAGAGUUAAACAUACAAUUAUGUUGGAUGGGUUUAUAAAAUGCAUUAAAACAUUCGAUCCAAUCCGCUGCCAUUGUCGGAGUUGUUUGUUAUAGUUUUUUUUUCAUUGCAUGUUUCUGUUAAUUUGCUUCAUUAUCUCAUAACAUGCUAUGAAUUGUUCCUUAAAAUCUCCUGGGUAAAAUCUCCAUAAACAUGAAUGCUGACCUGUUGGAGGGACAUAAUGGCGUUGACACGUGGCAUUAUUUAAGUUCUGUUUCUGCUGUUACAAUAAAGACUAAAAUCAAA
Molecule: messenger RNA, 3134 nt
Organism: Fundulus heteroclitus (mummichog)
Lineage: Eukaryota; Metazoa; Chordata; Actinopteri; Cyprinodontiformes; Fundulidae
Product: KAT8 regulatory NSL complex subunit 3
Biological process (GO): positive regulation of transcription by RNA polymerase II
Cellular component (GO): NSL complex
Source: RefSeq, a predicted model, not a curated record